This is a messenger RNA of Erigeron canadensis, 1204 nucleotides long. RefSeq lists its product as uncharacterized. Bases 8 to 985 code for a protein of 325 amino acids. The transcript is spliced from 6 exons. NCBI's taxonomy places the organism in Eukaryota, Viridiplantae, Streptophyta, Magnoliopsida, Asterales, Asteraceae. The record is from RefSeq and is a predicted model, not a curated record.
AAUAAACAUGGGGGCACUAAUCAUCAUCUAUAAACAUUGUUUAAUUAGUAAUAAUACUAAUAAUCUCUUUCAAAUACCAGAGAAGAAGAAACCCUUUGUUUGUCACUUUCACUCACACUACUUACCAGCAACCAGUAACUCACACACUCUGACCACCACUCACACCAACAAACAUUUUAUGGCCGCCACCACCGCUAACCUCGACCAAAGCCCAGGGAUUGAACCGGUGAAGGUUGUUAUACAAAAUAAUAGCGGUGAGAAACUUGUGGGUUUGUUACACGAUACAGGGUCCAAAGAGGUUGUAAUCCUGUGCCAUGGCUUCACUGGGACAAAGGAAUAUAGUAUGAAAGUGGAACUUGCAGUUGCAUUGGAGAUUCAGGGGAUCAGUGCCUUUCGCUUUGAUUUUUCAGGAAAUGGGGAAAGUGAAGGCACAUUCGAAUUCGGUAACUAUCGUAAGGAGGUCGAUGACUUACGAGCAGUAACCCAAUACUUUACUGCAUCUGGUCGUGUUGUAAAUGCGAUUCUUGGACAUAGUAAAGGUGGAAAUGUGGUGGUUUUAUAUGCAUCUUUACAUCAUGAUAUCCUGACAGUUGUGAACGUGUCUGGUCGUUAUAAGAUGGAUAGAGGUAUUGGGGAGCGAUUGGGAAAAGACUAUCUGGAAAGAGCAAAAAAAGAUGGCUUUAUCGACAUAAAGUCCAAAACAGGAAAAGUGUUGUUUCGUGCCACAGUUGAAAGUAUAAUGGAACGCUUGAACACGAACAUGCAUGAAGCAGGACUAAGAAUUAACAAAGAUUGCAGGGUGUUGACCGUUCAUGGAUCAGCAGAUGAAGUCAUUCCUGUUGAAGAUGCCUUGGAGUUUGCCAAGAUCAUACCAAACCAUGACUUACGAAUCAUCGAAGGGGCUAACCAUGGUUACGACAAACACCGAGAUGAGUUGGUUUCCACAGUUUUGGCUUUCAUAAAGGACAACCUGCCUAAAGUUUGAUCAGUAGGAGACAUUGUUUUUCUGAUAACCAAACAAGAUUUGCAGCCAAAUAUCUCUAUUGAUGUAUGAUUAAUAUAUUUGACUACAGUAGUGACAAUCGAAUACUAUACAGAUGCUACAUGUGUGAGUGUGAGCGACAAAUUAUAGGUAAUUUGGCUUAAGACGAUGAUGUUAAAGACCAACAUCAAUAAAUCUUUGCAUGAAACAUUUACAGUGUUA